Molecule: messenger RNA, 1053 nt
Organism: Eremomyces bilateralis CBS 781.70
Lineage: Eukaryota; Fungi; Ascomycota; Dothideomycetes; Eremomycetales; Eremomycetaceae
Product: GDP-mannose transporter
Exons: 4
Coding region: 1-1053 (350 amino acids)
Cellular component (GO): Golgi apparatus
Molecular function (GO): GDP-mannose transmembrane transporter activity; antiporter activity
Source: RefSeq, a predicted model, not a curated record
AUGUCGAAGGAUUUGUCGAGUAGCCCGAUAUUGCCGGUCAUAUCGUACUGCGCUUCGUCGAUUUUGAUGACCGUGACGAAUAAAUAUGUUCUAUCGGGUUUGGAUUUCAAUUUAAAUUUCUUGCUGCUGGCCACGCAGUCAAUCAUAUGUGUCCUGGCCAUCCAGACAUGUAAAUCAGCCGGAUGGAUCAACUUUCGCGACUUCAAUUCGGGCGAGGCGAAGAAAUGGUUCCCCAUAUCUCUCCUCCUCAUCGGCAUGAUCUACACAAGCACAAAGGCGCUGCAAUUCCUCUCCAUCCCCGUCUACACGAUCUUCAAGAACUUAACCAUCAUCCUCAUUGCCUAUGGCGAGGUUCUCUGGUUCGGCGGCUCAGUCACCGGCAUGGCAUUGCUAUCGUUCGGUCUGAUGGUGGUCAGCUCCGUCGUCGCCGCAUGGGCGGAUAUCCAACACGCGAUGGCAUCAUACGGCACCGCGAGCGAGCGAACCAACGACGCCAUCAGCACAUUGAACGCGGGUUAUAUCUGGAUGAUGCUGAACUGUUUCUGCACCGCGACCUACGUCCUGGGAAUGCGCAAGCGGAUCAAGUUGACGAACUUCAAGGACUUUGACACCAUGUACUACAACAACCUCCUCACCAUCCCCGUCCUCGCCGUCUGCACCCUCUUCCUCGAAGACUGGUCCGCCCACAACAUCGCGCGUAACUUCCCCCCUUCUCACCGCAUCCCCAUCCUCACCGCCAUGGUCUUCUCCGGCCUCUCCUCCCUCUUUAUCUCCUACACCUCCGCCUGGUGCGUGCGCGUCACCACCUCCACCACAUACUCCAUGGUCGGCGCCCUCAACAAGCUGCCCAUCGCCGUCAGCGGCCUCGUCUUCUUCGACGCCCCCGUCACCUUCGGCAGCGUCAGCGCCAUCGCUAUCGGCUUCGUCUCCGGGAUCGUGUAUGCGUGGGCGAAGGUGCUGCAGAACGCGAAGCGGGAUACCGUGUUACCGUUGACGCGGCCGAACAUGCAGAGCGCGAGCGCGAAGAGCAUGAGCGAGGGCCUGAAAGGAUGA